Messenger RNA from Pseudophryne corroboree (corroboree frog), 2419 nucleotides. RefSeq names its product DAB adaptor protein 2 (gene DAB2). The coding region runs from base 1 to 2361 and encodes 786 amino acids. NCBI's taxonomy places the organism in Eukaryota, Metazoa, Chordata, Amphibia, Anura, Myobatrachidae. Gene Ontology annotation, biological process: negative regulation of canonical Wnt signaling pathway; positive regulation of endocytosis; receptor-mediated endocytosis. Gene Ontology annotation, cellular component: cytoplasm; plasma membrane. The transcript has 13 exons. The record is from RefSeq and is a predicted model, not a curated record.
AUGUCUACUGAUGUAGAAUCCAGCACCAGUACCACCGCCGAUGUGGCUCCAGCCGCCAAGCCUGCGGUAAAGAAGGAAAAGAAAAAAGGUCCAGAGAAAACAGAUGAAUUCCUUUUGGCCAGAUUUAAAGGAGAUGGUGUACGUUACAAGGCGAAAUUAAUUGGAAUUGACGAUGUUCCUGAAGCGCGUGGAGAUAAAAUGAGCCAGGACUCCAUGAUGAAGCUUAAGGGAAUGGCGGCAGCAGCACGCUCUCAGGGACAGCACAAGCAAAGAAUUUGGGUCAACAUUUCCCUUUCUGGCAUAAAAAUAAUCGAUGAAAAAACUGGUGUAAUUGAGCAUGAACAUCCAGUUAAUAAGAUUUCUUUCAUUGCCCGGGAUGUGACAGACAACCGAGCAUUUGGCUACGUCUGCGGCGCUGAAGGACAACAUCAGUUUUUUGCCAUAAAAACAGCACAGCAGGCUGAACCUUUAGUCGUGGAUCUGAAGGAUCUUUUCCAGGUCAUAUAUAACGUAAAGAAAAGGGAAGAUGAAGACAAGAAGAAGAGUGAUGAAAGUGGUCAGCCAGUCGAGAACGGAAGCGAUGCUUUGCUCAGUAUUAACGAGGAUGUCGACAAAACCAAAUUAGGUGUUGACCAGAUGAAUUUAUUUGGUGAUAUGUCCACCCCACCAGACCUCAACAGUCCAUCGGAAAGUAAUGAUAUCCUUUUAGUGGAUUUAAACACUGAAAUCGACACCAAUCAGAACUGUGUUAAAGGAAAUCCUUUUUUAUCCAAUGGUAUCCAUCACACUUCUUCUAUUCCUCAUCCCAACGCACAGUCUCCUUUCUUACCUGAAAACUCAUCUUCUACCAAUCUCAGCUUCUUCCCUGCACCUAAUCCAGAUCCCUUUUGUGAUGAUCCUUUCUCCGCUCCAGAUCAGUCAACUUCUUCUUCACUUGAUUCUUCAAAACCUGUCAAUCGUAAAAUGGAAAAUGUAAAAUGCGUAACAAACGGUCCCGACAGCAAUGGCAUUCUAACGAAUGAUAUUGAGUUUGGGCAGCAGUUUGACCAAAUCGCCGGCCAGUCCGGUAAACAAGAAGUAAAGUCAGACCAGUGGCCUUUUAAAGCUAGCCAGUCAGCGCCCAUUACACGGACUCUCAAUGGUGUACUAGGACAGAAAUAUUAUGUGGGUUCACUAAGCAAACCAAAGCCAAAUCCGUUUACUGAAUGCCCAUCCAAAGGAAGGGAUGGGCAAAAUGGAGUAAGAAGGAACUCAGAGGGGAAUUCCAGUUGCAAGAGAGACAAUGCCAGCCCUCUUUCAUCCGACCCUAUAACUAUUAGCCCUCCGCCACAAAGUGCCAAGCCAGGAAGAGGAAGGAGAAGUGUAAAGCCAAGCUCUGAUGACUUGUUUGGGUCAGACCUCUUUCCAUCAAACUCUGGAACAAAUCUUGGACCAGCCUCGUCAGUAGCCGUUCCAUCCCCACCAAACUCACUACAGCCUAAUCCUCUGGAUCUUUACAAUUCUGCCAGCCUUUAUGGUGUUCCAAAUAUAAGAGGUCCUGGUCCUCUACCGCAGAAUUCAUCUCAGACUCAGCAAUGGAAUCCACAGCCUCUUCUUUUUAAUCAACCCGCAACCACACAUCCUAACCCAAUAAUGGGUGCUCAGACUACUUUCAGUCCAAAUGUUCUUUCGGCUCCACCAGCAAUGGUAUCCUGGACUCAGCCAACUACCAUUGCAGGUCUUCCACCUCUACAGAAUAUGACAUUGUGGAACAACCAGCCAGUAAGUGCCCAGCCUCAAGGAUGGCCUCAACAACCAAGUAACCCAUUCCAAAUGAACAUGUUUCCACCUAGGCCAAUGACAUUGCCUUCUGGAUUCAUUCAGUCGGGUCCAGUUUUAGCAAGCCCUCCUCAGAUACCACCUAGACCAGCCCCACUGGAGGAGUCGCCUAAGAAAGAAAGUAAUGCUUUUACUGCUCUUGAUCCACUGGGAGAGAAGGAAAGGAAGAAUGUGAAAGAUAUGUUUAAGGACUAUCAGCUUGCUAAGCCACCGGCCGUCCCUGCCAGAAGAGGAGAACAGCAGAACAACUCUAUGAGCACUUCUGGAGCUUUUACCAAUUAUUUUAACAGUAAAGUUGGAAUUCCCCAAGAAAGUGUGGACCACGAUGAUUAUGAAAUUAGUCAACUCUCUUCUAAAAUUAAUGAACCGCCAAAGCCUGCACCAAGAGCACAUUCACUGCCAGUAUCCAAACCUACGGAAGGGUUGUUUGAAAAUCCAUUUGGAUCAGACUCAUUCGGUUACAUGGGACAUUCUAAUUCCACGGCACAGCAAAUAACAUCUUCUGAUCCAUUUGGGGAUCCAUUUGGAAAUCCAUUUGCUUAGGAAUGUGUCUUUUGUUUUUGUUGUAAGUAAUCCUUCCACGUAAAAUAGCAGCAGCAUA